Molecule: messenger RNA, 1721 nt
Organism: Linum trigynum
Lineage: Eukaryota; Viridiplantae; Streptophyta; Magnoliopsida; Malpighiales; Linaceae
Source: the annotation of a GenBank genome assembly
CACAUCACUUUCCCAUUUCCCUCCGAAGGGCAUGGAGGCUCCAGCAAACAUCACCAUUAAAGGGAUACUGAGCUUGUUGAUGCAGAGCAUUGAUAACGACGGCACAAAGAGGAACAAGGAGAAGAGUGUGAUUUCGCUUGGAAUGGGUGACCCUUCUGCUUACUCUUGCUUCCAGGUUCCUCCUGUUGCUUCUCAAGCUGUGGCGGAAGCUCUUCAGUCUCACAAGUUCAAUGGCUACUCCCCAACUGUCGGACUCCCCCAGACUCGAAGGGCGAUCGCAGAGUACUUAUCUGGUGAUCUUCGUUACAAUCUAUCUUCGGAUGAUGUGUUUGUAACGUCCGGAUGCACGCAAGCCAUUGACGUUGCACUAGCGAUGCUGGCUCGCCCUGGUUCGAACAUACUGCUUCCCAGACCAGGCUUCCCUAUCUACGAACUCUGUGCAGCUUUCAGGGGGAUCGAAGUUCGACAUUUUGAUCUCUUGCCAAAGAACGGAUGGAAGGUUGAUCUUGCUGCAGUCGAAGCCCUUGCUGAUCACAAUACAGUGGCAAUGGUGGUGAUCAACCCUGGGAACCCUUGUGGGAAUGUCUACCCCUAUCAACAUCUGAAAGAGAUUGCUGAAACUGCUGAGAGGCUGAGGAUUCUCAUCAUUGCUGAUGAAGUGUAUGGGCAUCUUGCCUUCGGGUGUAACCGUUUCGUCCCCAUGGGAGUUUUUGGAUCAACUGUGCCUGUCCUCACACUUGGCUCUCUCUCAAAGAGGUGGAUCGUGCCAGGCUGGCGACUUGGUUGGUUCGUCACUUGUGAUCCCUCUGGCUCUUUCAGAAAACCAAAGUUGGUGGAGCGUAUCAAGAAGUACUUUGACAUAUUGGGAGGACCAUCGACAUUCAUCCAAGCAGCAGUUCCUCGUAUUCUAGAGGAAACUGGAGAGGUUUUCUUUAAGAAAACAAUCAAGGUGUUGAAGCAAACUUCAGAUAUUUGCUUCGAUAGGACGAAGGAGAUUUCGUGCAUCACAUGCCCUCACAAGCCAGAAGGAUCCAUGGCUGUAAUGAUGAAAUUGAAUCUCUCACUGUUGGAAGAUAUCAGCGACGACAUAGAUUUCUGCUUCAAGCUGGCUAAGGAGGAAUCUGUUAUCAUUCUUCCAGGAACUGCGGUGGGAUUGAGGAACUGGAUUCGGAUAACGUUUGCAGUUGAUCCUGAGUCGCUUGAAGAGGGUUUAGCGAGAUUGAAAUCGUUCUGCAAAAGACACACCAACGAACAGCUAGGGAGUUAAAGGAGAUUCAACAUGUUCAUUCCCUCUAGCUAUUUCAGCAAACCAAUAAAAUUUGCAGGUACAAUUGCAAAUGCAAAUGAAUGCCUACAAGAUAAGCAAAGUCUGUUAGAAUGACAGGCAAAAUGAACAGUCUGUGUACAGACCUCCGUGUUACAGAAUUGUUAAUUUAGGAGAAGUUCUUAUGUUUUCUCAUUUGGUUAUAGUAUAUACCCAAAUUUGAGCAUGUACAUCUCAAAGAAAUGAAGUUGCCAGUUCUUAUGUUAAAGAUUCCGACGCUUACCGUGGUACUUAUAGUUUGAGUGACAAAAGUGAAAUAAUUUAAUGAUCUUGUGACAUCCCUGCCAAUUUACUGAAAUGCUAGCCAAUCGAGAUUUCUGAGUGGAGAAUCCACUGAAAACAACCGAUACAAAACAAUAAACCACGGCCGGCCGCCUAAAAAACUUUACAGUCAGGG